Molecule: messenger RNA, 2042 nt
Organism: Oldenlandia corymbosa var. corymbosa
Lineage: Eukaryota; Viridiplantae; Streptophyta; Magnoliopsida; Gentianales; Rubiaceae
Source: the annotation of a GenBank genome assembly
ACAAAUUGUUCGAUAAAUUUGACGUUAUCACUGGAUCAGUGGUGGUACAGCUCCACCCACCAUUGUUGUUUUUUGAUCGUAGUUAAUUUGAACUUUAAUCUUCUUGGCCUAAAUAUCUCCCAUCGGAGAAGAUGAACUCCCUUGCAAAUUCGACUUUGUCGGUCAAACACUCCGGAACCCAGUUCAUUUCUGGAACUUCUGCGCAAAGAAACGAAUUUCUUGGUUCCAGUAGUGUGCUCUUUCUCCCCUGUUCCCAAAAGAAUCUGAAGUCUUUGAAGUGCCGGAGGUCACUGACAGUACAAGCUAGUGGAGAUGGAAGACCGGGUAGUGCCAGUAUCUUUGUUGGUGGCUUUGUUCUGGGAGGACUUGUUGUUGGUGCAUUGGGCUGCAUUUACGCACCUCAGAUAAGCAAGGCCCUAGCAGGAACUGAUAGAAAAGAAAUAAUGAGAAAACUUCCAAAGUUCAUAUAUGACGAGGAGAAAGCUCUGGAGGUAAGCGCCUCUUUCUUCAAUCUUUCACGAACUCAUGUAUCUAAUGCUGCCAUAUUUUGCAUGGUUAUUCUUCUAUAUACCUUAUUGAGUUUUGCAAUUUAAAGUAUGACUAUUAUCUGGCUUUGCUCAUCUUAUGCUCUUAACCUCGGCAGAUUAUAAGGUGUCUUUUUUUUUAAAAUUUUUUUUUAUAUCAUAGUCUUACAAAGCAUAAUAUAAAUUUUUUGUGUCCAUACUGCUUAGAUUGAGUUUUAGGAUCACUGACGACAGUUUCCUCUUUUUGAGUUGCUUAGAUUGAGUUUUAGGAUCACUGACGACCGUUUCCUCUAUUUGAGUGAGCAUGUUGUUCUUUGCCCAUCAAUCAAAAUCUCAGUGAUCUCACUUUUCACCUAUUUUGGCUGUUUAAUGCCUCUGUUUAGCUGUCGCACCAUUUCUAGUUUGGGUGGUAUAGCAUGCUGCCAGUUCUGGUUCUUAAUUUAGGUUGCUCUUACCUUGCUGGUACAGAAAACUCGCAAAAUACUGACUGAGAAGAUAGAACAGUUGAACGCGGCUAUAGAUGAUGUUUCUUCUCAGCUCCGUGCAGAUGAUGCUUCCCCAAAUGGUGCAGCUGCAGUAACCUCAGAUGAAUUUGAAGCUUCAAUCUGAUGAUACAUGUAGCUGAAACACAUGAGAUCAUUUGUCGGCAUCACAUUUCUGUUGUUUUAUACUCAGUUUCUAGAUGUUAAUUAUAGGACCAUGUAUGUUGAGAAGUCACCACCUCUUGAAUUGCUACUGUAAUUGUGAGAUUUUUGAGUUACUAAAUGAAUUUUUGAACAUCAAUUUCGAUCCCAAGGUUUCCUUUGAGCAGCAGGGCGAUCACUGUUUUAUUUCGUAGAUCACAGCUCAGCAACCUUUAUCAGGUUUUUCCGAUCAGUAGUACUGAAUUUCGAGAUUCAAUCUCCAUGGCUGAAUUAUAUGUAUUCAGCCCACUCCUACAUCAGGGAGUUUUACAGAAAGUUCAGCCCAAAACUAUAGUUUAUUUGAUUUGGUUUACAGAAAGCUCAGCCCAAAACUAUAGCUUAUUUGAUUUGGUUCUGUCAAAUGAAGGAUAGUAAUAACACAGGAUGUUGAUGGGCUGUGUACUUUUUAAGUUUGGAGCCAGGCCCAGAAGUCGACAUAAAUCAUUUUUUUCCCAGACUCUUUAGCCAUAAGGGCAUCUCCAACGCAUCCGCUAAAUCGAGCGGACGCAUUGGAUUUAGAGGAAUUGGGUGCUCCAACGGCCUCCGCUCUGCUCCGCUUCUCCGCCAAAAGAGCUCCGCUUCUCCGCCAAGGCUGAAGGAGUACUGUUUCACCGCGCCUCUAUUCUGGUGGCCCUUUUUCUUUAUUUCUGAUUUUUUUAACUAAUUUUUUGGGCCACAUUUAGGGUUUUUUGUUAGGUUUUUUAUUUUUAUGGGCAAAUUUGGUUCACUUGGGCCUUAGUUCCUUGACCUUUGGGUUUCCCAAGCUUUGUUUUUUAUAUCUAAUUUUUACUUAAUUUCUCAAAUAGCAAAACUAAAAAUAUAAAUAAACAUAAUU